AGGGCUCAAGGAUCUAGACGCGUCCACUGUCCAGCCGACCCAUGGCAGACACGCGGCUAUUCAGGUACACGUGGGGCGAUGAAGGCUUGGGCCAGGCGCUGCUCAAUGCGCUCCGCUGGUCCCGGCAGAUGGUGGCAUGGCAGCUGGCGGUGGAGCUGGAAGCCGCCAAGGAUGAUCCCCGAGCUGUGAGGCUUGAAAUGCGUACAGAGGACGAGUGCCUUGAUUGGCAAUUUGCCAGUGCAACAGCCACGCUGGACUGGCUGAUGAGAAGCUUCCCAGAGGAAGCCAAGAGGAGACCGCCGCCUCCGGCCAGCUACAGCUUGUUCCCAUUUCCAUCGUUGUCCACGUGCAUCACGACCACGGCACAGGACGACCACGAGCUCGAAGUUACGGAGCGGCCGCCAGAGGCACCUCCGAUGGAGGCACAGGAGCCAACGCCUGAAGCUGACGAAUAUGAUCCCUCCAGCCUGCUGGCAGAGGAGGACAUUCAGGCCAAGUACAUGUGGGCAGAUGCCCGCGUGCUGCCCUUCACCCGGGACCUCGCGCAGCGCAACCCCCUGCGCUGGAGCAGCAGGCUGCGGCCCGAGGCCCUGGCCCGGCAGCUGGCGCAGCAGAAGGAAAUUCGACCCGUGCAGCUGGAGGCCGACUGCGCCAAGGGCAUCUACCAGCGUCGCUUCCAAAGCCCGCAGAGUUGUGUCCACUGGCUGCGCAAGAGCUUCCUUCAUGACCUUGACCGCCUUGAUGAGGAAAGACUCUGUAUCAUUUGCCUCACGGAGCCGCGGACUGUUAUGCUGAUGCCUUGCCGCCACGCGGUGCUUUGUGAAGGCUGCCUCGAGAUUCUGUUGCAGCAGAGGAACUGCAGCUGCCCGGUUUGCAGGAAGCGCAUCCAGAACCAUGCGUUGGGCCAGUUCGUGAAUGAUUUUGUGGAUCGACGCGACGCAGCGAUGCUGACAUUGGCACGAAGUCAAGCGGAGGUCUACAAAGGCAUGUACAACCAUGUCCGGCCUUUGAUGGUCACGGGCGCAUUGUUGGCCUCGGGGGCGGCAGCAAGCUUUGUGGUGGCCCCGGUUUUCGCACCGGCGCUUCUGACUUCUGCGGCUGUGAUAGGUUAUCUUCCAUGGUUCGCCACCACGGUGGCCCAGUUUGAGGAAGAGGACAUUGGAGAGCAGACGCGGAUGUUUACGGAGGAGGACAUGUGCAGCCCGCUGAGAUGUGCCUUGAAAGGGGCUGUCAUCCUCGUCGCUGCGCCCGUGGCUGCCGUUGUGUUCUUCAUCCCUUAUGGCCUGUACGCUGGAGUGGUGAGGCCCUUGGCACGACUCACCUGCCAAGGUCUUGUCAACGGUGCCUGCAUGCUGCACGUCUACUGCCUGCGGCCAGCUGCGCGAUUGUUGGCUCAUCUCGGGGCAGAGUUGUGGGACGGCGCCGUGGCGUGCGGGAAUUUCCUGGCAGACAUCACUGGCGCAGCAGCGCAGACCUUCUAUGACUGGGUGCUGGCCCCUGUGGGUUCUGGCCUCCGAUGGUGCGGGCGUCAGCUCGUCAACGGGGCCCAAGUGCUGCAUGAACAGAUGCUGCUUCCUUUGUGGCAUGGCGCCACCAGUGCAGCUGAAUGGACGUACCACAACAUCUUGCUGCCGUCUGCCCAGUGCACUUGGUCUGGGCUGAAGGCGGCUGGUGGCUUUGUCGCCGACUGUGCGGUGGGAUUGUACAGCCACGUCCUGGCCCCGGCGGCCACCACGAUUGGGGAAGCUCUCAAAGCUGCGGGUAACCUGAUGGCGUCCGGCGCCGAACAUCUCUAUGGUUAUGUCUUACGACCACUGGCUGAAGCUGUGUACAGAUACCUACUUCUACCCAGUGGCCGUGCACUUCAGGCGCUUGCCUACGCUACCGCAGACGCUAUAUCCAGGCUGGCAAGCGGCUUGGCCAACGGGGCUGUUGCAUGCUAUGGCUACGUGCUAGUUCCCACCUGGAAUGCCAUAGCCUCUGCAGCGCGCAGUCUGGCAUAUGGCGUGGCCGAAGCGGCUGCCGCGUGCUAUGGGUAUGUCUUGGUUCCCACCUUCAAUGCUGGAAAAAGCCUGCUGCUGGGUAUUGGCUAUGGUGUGGCUUCAGCUGCCAGCAUGGCUUACCACUAUGCCAUCGCGCCUAUUGGCCGUGGGCUCGCGUGGUCUGCCUCGGCCAUCGGUCACGGAGUCGCCGCUGCGGCUGUGGCAUGCUACGAGUGUGUGCUGCUUCCAGUCCUCAAUGCAGGACGGAUCGUCGUGGUGAGUAUUGCCUCUGGUGUUGCUACGGCAGCCAGCUUGACCUACGAGCAUGCAAUUUUGCCCCUUGCCUCAGCUGUUUGCGCGGCGGGCCAUGGCACCUACUGCUAUAUCAUCCUUCCUUGCGGUCGCGCAGUCGUCCACUCAGCCUCCGUCGCUUCCGGAAUGGUCAUGGCGGCAGGCAGUGUAAUGGUGCACGUCACGGUAUCGGCUGGGAACGAGAUCUAUGUGCAGGAAAGCCACAAUUUCUCGCUUUCAUGAUUGAAUCGUAGCCCUUCCGCGGCUUCCGCGAGUACAUAUACAUGAGAAGCCCCUUCCGCGAACCUUGCGCGUCGCUUCCGUCCUGGUGCCAGCCGGCCAGGCCUCCCGCGCCUGCGGUGCCGCCGUGGGCGCAGCCUUCCUGCAGUGCCGCGCCGCGGCUGCGGCCACGGGCCACACGGUGCGCGCGACCUUCCGUCAGAUCCUGCGAGCCUAAGGCUCCAGGGCUCGUGUGGUUUCCAUUUUGAAAUUUCCGGAACAGGUUGUACAGGUCUGUUCAUCGUUCUAAAGAAAGUGUCACUUUCAGCAUAUCUUACAAAAUGCU
This is a messenger RNA of Effrenium voratum, 2838 nucleotides long. The record is from the annotation of a GenBank genome assembly. NCBI's taxonomy places the organism in Eukaryota, Dinophyceae, Suessiales, Symbiodiniaceae.